AUGCCAGCAAUCAAAGCAGCAGCAUGGCCGAUGCCACUCGACGAUGUCUCGACUCAGACUUCUGACGAUCAGCUCGAGACGGAAGAAGCGAUCAACGAGCUCUUCUCCCAACUCCGUCCCCCGCGAUACGACUUUUCCGACACCGCAAGCAAGAAGGAAGCUCUGGUCAAUCCGUGGCUCUCUCCAACCGAACAGGAGCAGCAACGCGCUGAAGCAUCUCCACCCAAGCCCACCUUGCUGCUCGAAAGGAAAGCGCACAUCAGCUUCCUCACCAAAUUGCUCGAGCCGCUUCCGAGUGGCUUCACCGCCUUCGACACGAAUCGGUCCUGGCUUCUGUACUGGAUCCUGCACUCCUACGAUCUGCUUUCGGUGUCGCUGGAUCCGAAAGGCCGUGCAAGAGCCAUUGCGACGCUCCUCUCGUUCCAAAACAAGGCCACUGGUGGAUUUGGCGGCGGACCGGAUCAGAUCGCACACUUGAUGGCGACCUACGCAGCAGUAUCAGCGCUAGCUAUCAUCGGUGGUCCAGGUCCCGCGCCUACCGCAGAGGAUGUCGCGGACGCAAAGUCGAUCGAAGUGGGUCACGGCGGAUGGGAUGCCAUCGACAGAACGAGGAUGUACGAAUGGAUCAUGAGCCUCAAGCAACCGGACGGCAGCUUCUUGGUGCACGUCAACGGCGAGGUGGACGUCCGGGCGGGAUACUGCGUCGUCUGCAUCGCCACGCUUCUGGGCAUCUCGACGCCAAAGAUAUUUGAGGGCAUGGCUCCCUUCAUUGCCAGCUGUCAGACGUAUGAGGGCGGAAUCGCUGCGGCAAGCCAGCCCACCUACCAGCAAGCAAGCUCGGCCGAUGGUGGCAUCUCGCUCGUAUCGCAAGAUGUUUCGCGACCUCCGCUCGGAGAGGCCCAUGGCGGUUACACUUACUGUGCAGCAGCAAGUCACCUGACACUCUCGCUGCUGGACUCGACGCUGGGCGGAUCAACGGGAUCCUCGUCUGCGUCGGCGAACUCGUCAGCUGCAGAGCUGAACCGCGAAGCUAUGAUCCGCUGGGCCACGGCGCAGCAAGGCAUCCCCUUCGAAGGGGCCGGCUUUCGUGGUCGCACCAACAAGCUCGUCGACGGCUGCUACGGCUGGUUCUCUGGAGGUGGACUCUUCACUGUCCUCUCUGCCAUGAUCGAGUCAGAACUCAUCGAGGAUGCGCACAAGUCUGCUGGAUCGGCAAGCAAGCCAGCCGACGUCCAGGACUGGAAUGGCAUGCUCACUGUCCCACCCGCACCUGUCGUCGUUGCUCCUUCCACGUUUGGCAGCAACAGCAGUGAUUCGUGGAAGACCGAGUCCAGCCGCGACUCCCCCACCGCCGCCACCGCCACAGAAGAGUCCGACGACGACACCGCAGACGAUCUCUCUUCGCUCACGCUGUUCGACCGCGUCGGGCUGCAGGAAUACAUCCUCGUCGCAGCCCAGCGCACCGCCGCCGAGGGCGGAGGUCUGCGCGACAAACCCGACAAGCGGCCCGACGCCUACCACACGUGUUACAACCUCUCCGGGCUCAGCCUGUCGCAGCAUUCCGUCAGGCUCAGCACCGAGACGUCGACCUUCUUGCAUCAGCACUACAAGGGGGACGAGUGGAAUCGCAAGGUGUACGCCACCAUGCUGGCAUGGACGCUGUCGGCGAGGGACGAGAUCGUCGUAGAGGCCAGAGCGGGGACCGAGGGCGCAACGAGCAACAAGAUCAACCCCACGCAUCCGAUCUUCAACAUCACCUUCCCCAAGGCAAAGCUGUUUAUGGACUGGGCGUAUGGUCAGGCGUAG
Molecule: messenger RNA, 1806 nt
Organism: Kalmanozyma brasiliensis GHG001
Lineage: Eukaryota; Fungi; Basidiomycota; Ustilaginomycetes; Ustilaginales
Product: Prenyltransferase/squalene oxidase
Exons: 1
Coding region: 1-1806 (601 amino acids)
Biological process (GO): protein farnesylation
Cellular component (GO): protein farnesyltransferase complex
Molecular function (GO): protein farnesyltransferase activity
Source: RefSeq, a predicted model, not a curated record